Molecule: messenger RNA, 777 nt
Organism: Rhincodon typus (whale shark)
Lineage: Eukaryota; Metazoa; Chordata; Chondrichthyes; Orectolobiformes; Rhincodontidae
Product: tetraspanin-1-like
Exons: 8
Coding region: 1-777 (258 amino acids)
Cellular component (GO): membrane
Source: RefSeq, a predicted model, not a curated record
AUGUUCGUAGCAAGUCUUUCCAUAACAGAAGAUAAAGAGAAGAUGAGUUGCUUCAAAUUUUUGAAGAUGAUGAUGUUCUGCUUCAAUUGCAUCGUCUUUCUCGGAGGUGGUGCUAUAUUGGGAGUUGGAAUCUGGGUGAAAGUGGAUGCCGGUUCCUUCCUUGACAUCCUGGCGGAACUAGCACCACAGCUGAAGCAACUGGUGAAUGUGGGGUAUCUCUGCAUUGCCAUAGGGGCCUUCUUAGUACUGAUUGGUUUCCUGGGUUGCUAUGGAGCUGUGAAGGAGAACAAGUGCAUGUUGAUGAUAUUUUUCAUCAUAAUACUACUGAUCUUCAUAGCUCAGAUUGCGGGUGCUGUGGUUGUCCUUGCAUUCUCUGGCUUGGCUGACAUUUUUAUUGGUUACAUUCAGAUCUGGGCGGUGAAAUCAAUCAAAGAUGAAUAUGGCAAAAGUUCAGACAUGACUGCACUAUGGGAUGUAGUGAUGAAAGAGUUCAAGUGUUGUGGAUUCAAAAACUUUGAUGAUUUUACAAACUCACCUUUCUACAAUGAUACAUUAAAAAAGUAUCCCCAGCAAUGCUGCAACUCUCAAUCGCAUUGUUUUGGUGCCGACAUUAAUCAUUCUGUGCCGGGUUGCUACCGCUCACUUCUUGACUUUUUGAAGACAAACACCAAGGUUCUUGGUAUCGUGGCUUUGGGAAUUUGUGCACUGGAGAUAGGCGCAAUGGCAGCAUCCAUGAUAAUGUACUGUCAAAUCAAAAAAGACGAAAAAAGCGUAUGA